UUCUACUUUUCUGCAACUCUGAAAACCCUAAACUAGGGUUUUGGAAGUACUUUAUAAAAUGAUUUUUUCAUAGAGAGAGAGAGAGAGAGAGAGAGAGAGAGAGAGAGAUUGGAAUUGUUUCAAAGAACAGAUUUUCCAAAAGAAAUCCUUUUGGUUGUUUGAGGAUCUUUGAUUGGAAAUUCCUUGAAAAAGCUUUGUUUUUUUAAAAAAAAAAUUAUUAUUAUAAAGAAGAUCCUUUUGGGUUUUUGCUUUUUAUUUUUGGGAACUGGGUGUAGGAAUUUCUCGAUAGAAUUUUUUUUAAAAGCUCUUUCGAGGGAUUUGGGAAUCUGGGUUUUGGAAGGAGAGCUUUCUUUUCUAAAAUCCCAUUUUAGGUUUUUGUGGAAUCUCCGGAGUCUUUUAAAGAAACCCGCUUUUCGGGUUUUGGUAUUAGUCGUAUUGGAGAUGCUUCUCCGAAGCUCUUCGACUCCGAUCCUGAAAUCAUGGUAUCCUCUUACGAAGGACUCGAUGCUGGAAGCCGAUCUGAAUCCUCCGAUUCAGAGGGCCCAAUCGAUCACCCAUCUCCCACCAUCGAUUUCAUUGGCUGCGUCAACGAAAUCUCCAUCUCCCUGUGAGGAAUCUGCUCUGAUUCCGUCGAAGAAGUUGACAAGAACGUUAUCAGAAACUGAGCUUCGAGACCUCUCAUUGCCGCCUGUGGCCCCAAAGCGGAAGCCAAUUCUUAAAAGUCUGAACAGGUCGUCAUCAAUUUCAUUGGAGGAAGGAAAAGAAGAGCUGGGAUCUGAUUCAAGCUCGGUGUUGCUUGACCAGCUGUUCUCGAGCUUGGGUUUGGAUGAAUCGGUUGUGGGUAUUAAAGAUUGUUGCGUUGUGGAUGAUGGGGUGAAGGAAACGGCACCUCCAGCUCUGUUUCCAGGUGGUGGGUUUGGAGCUGUUGGUGGUGGUGGAAUUUGUGGAGGAAGAGGAGGAGGUGGUGGUGGUGGUGGAGAUGGAGAUGGUGGGUCCGGCUUUUCAGAUUCGAACAGUGGGAAUGACAGCACUGAUGUGCACUAUCAGAAGAUGAUUGAAGCAAAUCCAGGAAACGGGCUUCUUCUUGCAAACUAUGCAAGGUUUCUAAAAGAGGUCCGCGGUGAUCUUUUUAAAGCUGAAGAGUACUGUGGGCGUGCCAUUUUAGCAAAUCCGGGAGAUGGAGAUGUUCUAUCCCUCUAUGCUGAGCUGAUAUGGCAGACACAUAAAGACAGCCACCGGGCUAAGAGUUACUUUGAUCAAGCUAUUCAAGCUGCCCCAGAUAAUUGCUAUGUGUUGGCCUCAAAUGCUCAAUUUCUCUGGGACGCCGAGGAAGAAGAGGAAGAUAAAGGAAACAAUGCCCCCUCCUCAUUCUUCCAAGGAGCAGCUCCUCACAUUCCUCUUGCUGCGGCUUCUUGAAUCUCUCUCUCUCUCUCUCUCUCUCUCUCUCCUGUAAAUUCUGAGGGGCGGGUGGUGUUGCAAAAUCUGACUAGUAAUUUCCUUACAUGGGGUGUGGGUGGUGUCAGAGCAUUGACUGGUGGUGUCUUUUUCUUGUUCAAAAAUAAUAUAUCUAUUGUUUUAGCCUUCCAAUAUUUGUAUCUGUAAUAUAUAUAUAUAUAUAUGAUGAGGCUGGCU
Messenger RNA from Magnolia sinica, 1632 nucleotides. RefSeq lists its product as uncharacterized. The record is from RefSeq and is a predicted model, not a curated record. The coding region runs from base 442 to 1416 and encodes 324 amino acids. Gene Ontology annotation, molecular function: protein binding. Lineage: Eukaryota; Viridiplantae; Streptophyta; Magnoliopsida; Magnoliales; Magnoliaceae. The transcript is spliced from 3 exons.